AUGGAAAAGGAAAAAGAUGAAAAGAAACUGUCUUGGUCUGAACUCAAGGGGGUCGUCAGCGAUCUCAGAAGACAAUUAUCUAGUCUGUCCACUAUGGUACCCACAUCGAUAACAUUUAGGACUCUCCCCGAUGGCCGAACGAGGAUAUAUUUUUUAAGUACCCCGCAAAACGGCUGGGAGACCACUUUGCUCUUCGCCGACGUACCUAACACCAAUCAACCAACGAGUUUAAGGCUGCCGUGGCAAUGUGUUAUAGAAAGCAAUUUUCCUAGUAUAUCAUCUUCGAAUAAGUUUUCCAGAGAAGAACAAUUGCUGUGGGAGAGAAAAAGAAUGACCACGUGGGGUAUUAAUUCGUACGAAAUUCACAGUGAAUCCGGGAAAAUAGUCUUUCCGGCCGCUAGUAGCUUAUUUCAGUGUUUAGAUAGUGGGUUUUCGAAUGGCCAAUUAUUUCCAACAAAACUUCGCAUGACAUCCUCAGGGGCGAAAAUAAACUCGCAAAUAUGUCCUGCGAAUCCCGAUUUAGUGGCUUACAUUUGCAAUCACGACAUUUGGGUGACGCACACGCUUUCCGGAUCGAAUGUGAGGCUCACGUUCGCCCAUAAAGGCGGUAGAAACUUAGCGGAUGAUCCAUUAUAUGCAGGCGUACCAUCUUACGUUAUGCAAGAAGAAUUUUCAAGAUAUCAGGGAUAUUGGUGGCAACCUAAUAGUAUUGGAGGUGUGUAUAGGAUUCUUUACGAGGAAGUUGAUGAGGGUGAUGUGAGAGUGUUCUGCUUUCCAUCGUCACAGUCGGAUUCUGGCGAAGUUGAAGAAUUCAGAUUUCCUAGAGCGGGCUGUGCCAAUUCUAAGUCAUAUUUGAAGAUGAUUGAAUUUAAAGUAAACGAACAUCUUCAAAUUGUCGAUGUUUGUAUGUUAGAAUUGCAAUUUUCUCUAUCCCUGCUGUUUCCUUGGAUGGAAUAUGUCGUUCGAGCUGGAUGGACGCCUAACUCAGAAUACAUUUGGGUUCAGUUAUUAGAUAGGCGACAGCAAAGAUUAGAAUUAGUUUUAUUAUCUCUUAGCAAUUUUACUGAAGUUCUUCCAUUAUACGAUGAUUCGACGAUAAUUCAUCACAACAGCCCAAUAGUUCAAGUAAUUUAUUCCCAAGAAUCCAAUAUUUGGGUUAACGUAAACGAUUUGCUACAUUUCUUGACGUCAUCAGACAAUAAUGAGGUACAAUUCAUUUGGGCCUCAGAAGAGAGCGGCUUCCGCCAUCUGUACUUGAUCUCAGCACAAAUCAUGCCUUACACGAACGGCAUAUCGGAAUCAACCGAAACGAUGGAUUACGUUUUUUUGCAACCGAAAAUCGCUUCUAAAGUAGCCCUGACCCAAGGCGAUUGGGAAGUAUUGGGCCAAAAUUUGUGGGUAGAUAACGAACGGCAAUUGGUUUAUUUCAUGGGUUUAAAAGAGACCCCGUUAGAGAAACACCUGUACGUGGUGUCUUUGAGGCGACCGGGCGAAGUCAGAUUAUUAACGCGACCCGGUUUUUCGUAUUUCGUCGAUUUCAACAAAGACUGUUCGAUGAUCGUCACAGUGUAUAGUAACAUCCAGAAACCACCUGCUUGUCAAGUAUUCCGAAUAACACACACCGAUUGGACUGUGGAAGGUGUCACGUUGACUCCAUUGGGAUAUUUGAUGGAAUCCAUGCCGCUCGUCAACGAUAGCUACUCGCCUGAAUUGUACACACACGAGAUAAGUUCAGGCCAUGUGCUCUAUGCAAUGGUUUUUAAACCGCACAAUUUCGAAUGCGGAAAGAAAUACCCCACCGUUUUAAACGUGUACGGUGGUCCUGAAGUUCAAUUGGUGUCCAAUACAUUCAAAGGUAUGAGACAAUUACGGAUGCACAUGUUAGCUGCUAGAGGCUACUGCGUAGUGGCAAUCGAUUCGAGGGGAUCUCAACAUAGGGGUUUACAAUUCGAAAGUUACAUAAAGAAACGUAUGGGUACAGUGGAAUUGCAAGAUCAAAUCGAAGUUUUGAAGUGGCUUUCGGACACCGUUCACUACAUCGACUUAAAUAGAGUGGCUAUACACGGAUGGUCUUAUGGAGGUUAUCUCAGCCUUAUGGGUCUGAUAAAUCAUCCGGAUGUAUUUAAAAUCGCCAUAGCUGGAGCGCCUGUAACGAAUUGGAGUUUGUACGAUACCGGCUACACGGAGAGGUACAUGGAUUUGCCCGAUCACAAUUUAGAGGGUUAUUACGAAGGGAACGUGUUGAAUUACAUUAACAAAUUUCCCGAAGAAGAGAACCGGUUACUCAUUAUCCAUGGAUUGAUAGACGAAAAUGUUCAUUUCUAUCAUACAAGCCAACUUAUAAAUAGCUUAGUAAAGGCCGGUAAACCGUACCAAUUGCAAAUUUAUCCGAACGAAAGGCAUUCAUUGCGUCACUUGGACGCCAGUAAACAUUACGAAACAACUUUAUUGUCUUUCCUGCAGAACCAUUUGUAA
Messenger RNA from Phyllotreta striolata, 2475 nucleotides. NCBI's taxonomy places the organism in Eukaryota, Metazoa, Arthropoda, Insecta, Coleoptera, Chrysomelidae. The record is from the annotation of a GenBank genome assembly.